Molecule: messenger RNA, 222 nt
Organism: Lactuca virosa
Lineage: Eukaryota; Viridiplantae; Streptophyta; Magnoliopsida; Asterales; Asteraceae
Source: the annotation of a GenBank genome assembly
AUGGAUGUCAGUUGUUUCAUCCUAAACAACUGUAAUCCUAUCGUCGUUGGCCAAAAGAUAUCCAAAUUGCGGGCAUGUGGCAAUUUUGAUGUCAUAUUAUGGCGUGAGACCCGUUCCCCAAAUCGCGUCGGGUCGAAAUACGUCUCUUCUUGCUUAUCGACGUGGUGCACAAAUCCUGACCAAAUCAAGGCAAAAUUGAAGCUGAAUCUUGAUACAGAUUGA